GCAUAUAAAAAGAAAUUCAGCCAUCAAUUCUUCUUCCUUUUCUCUCCGCCUCACUCUCUUCUUUAACUCUCUUGAACUCAUCUCUGUUCUUCUCUCUCCUCAAAUUUCAUCCUUAAUAAUGGCAGUUUUCAAGGAUUUGCACACUGAGACUGGUCUCAAAUCUCUCGAUGAUCACCUUUCUGGAAAAUCCUACGUUUCUGGGGAUGAGCUGACCAAGGAUGACAUCAAGGUGUACUCUGCAGUAUUGGAGAAGCCAAGUGAUUCUUUCCCAAAUGCAAGCAAGUGGUACGAGAGCGUAUCCCAACAGCUCGCCGCAAGUUUCCCUGGCCAAGCUGCCGGUGUGAGAUUUUCUUCCCAGGGAGCUCCUGCUGCAUCUGCUCCUGCUGAGGAAAAGAAGGAAGCAACUGCUGAAGAUGAUGACGAUGAUAUGGAUCUCUUUGGUGAUGAGACCGAGGAAGAGAAGAAGGCUGCAGAAGAGAGAGAGGCAGCUAAGAAGGCAUCUGGAAAGAAGAAAGAAAGUGGAAAAUCUUCCAUUCUUCUUGAUGUGAAGCCAUGGGAUGAUGAAACCGACAUGCAGAAGCUUGAAGAGGCUGUUCGCAGUGUCCAGAUGGAAGGUCUCACAUGGGGAGCAUGCAAAUUGGUCCCAGUUGGUUACGGUAUUAAGAAGAUGACAAUCAUGAUGACCAUUGUUGACGACCUUGUUUCCGUCGACAACCUCAUCGAAGACUACCUCACAGCCGAGCCAAGAAACGAAUACAUCCAGAGCUGUGAUAUUGUCGCCUUCAACAAGAUUUAAGAGGACUACAUAGUAUAGCUCUAUUCCGGGUUUUAGUAGUUCUUAAUCUGGGAUGCUUUAGUUUGUGUCUAAAGAUUUUGUUUUCGUUGCAUUGUCUUAUAGGUGGUGUGUAUGGUUCGAGGGAUGAGUGGGGCUGUAAAACUCCGAGAUUUAUUUUAACGGUAACAGUUUUUAUCAAAUCGGAUUCUUUGUUAGUAUUAUAGGUACCGAUGUGCUGCCAAUCUGCAGAUUAUAUCAGUCAUUAAGAUUGUUCCGAGUCCGGUGCAAGUGUGUACGGCGUAUUUUGUUCUUCUCCUGUUUUGGGGGUUGCAGGGUUGGUGAACCUAAAUUCAGUGUUUUUCAUGUUUUUUCCAAGCUAUCAUUUAUGAAAGUAACAUGACUACGGCA
Molecule: messenger RNA, 1183 nt
Organism: Chenopodium quinoa (quinoa)
Lineage: Eukaryota; Viridiplantae; Streptophyta; Magnoliopsida; Caryophyllales; Amaranthaceae
Product: elongation factor 1-beta 2-like
Exons: 6
Coding region: 119-796 (225 amino acids)
Biological process (GO): translational elongation
Cellular component (GO): eukaryotic translation elongation factor 1 complex; cytosol
Molecular function (GO): translation elongation factor activity; guanyl-nucleotide exchange factor activity
Source: RefSeq, a predicted model, not a curated record